AAGCUGUUGGAGCUGGGGGGGCGGUGAAGGUACAGAGACUACCCCCCUCCAUGCCCUCCCCUACCUCCUCAAGGCACCCGCAUGCUCGGGGCUGAGCAGAGGGGGAGGGCUCCCUCAUCUUCUAAAACCCAUCCUGGGCUGUGCUCAGACCCCUGCCUCGCCGGAGGCUGGGGGUGGAGGCGCCUGCCUGUGGGGGCAGGCAGGCAAUUGAGGAAGAGGAAGUCAGGGCAGAGUUGGGUCACCCUGCGGUUACCCCGGGCUCUGGCCCACAGAUGCUCCCCUCCGCGGGGCCAGCUCAGAACCCUAACCAUGGGCUGUGGGGGCUGUGGGAGUUAAGUGGCCGAACUGGGUACCCACCACAGCCACUACGACGACGACGACGACGACGCUCCUUCUGCGAAAGGCUCAGUCCAAGACUCAAGGUCAAGUCAGGACACCCUCCUGACCUGGAGGGCAAGGAAGGUGGCCCAGUUUGGCCAAGCACCCCAUGAUUGUGCUCUGAAAGGAUCUGAGUCCAAGUCAUGUGCUCAGCCCUUUGACUCUGGAGCUGCAGACUCCGCCAACAAGAGCAGCAGUGGACGCUGGAGGCCAGAGUGCCCAGACUUCUCUGCCAUGGGGGAUGAGCAGGAGGAUGGAAUUCCAGGGCCGCUCGGCAAGAGUGCAGAGGACCUCAGCCUGGAUCUGGGGGCCCUUCAGGGCAGCGUGUAUCUCCAGGACCUGGGCCUGGAGGUCCCUUCACCCAGCCAACCUGGAGGAGCCGGGGGCAGCGGCACCCCUAGCGAAGAAGUUGGAACAGACUCACCCUUCUCCUCCUCGGCUGGAUCCCAGGGCCUGCAGCGGAGACGCAGCUGGGAGAGGUCACGGAGCUGCUCUGAAACCUGGCAGAGGCUCAGCCUUGAUGCCUCAGCUGAGACCCAGGGGUCCUGUCUCCCCAGGACACUGGCCAGCCUGGCUCUGAACUUGCCAGAAGAGGGCCUACAGGCCUGGACCCAAGCAUGUCUGCCUGGGGGCAGCACCCCCAUAGAGCAACCGAGCAAGCAGGAAUGUGACAGCCCUGAGAAAAGAGUGAGAUCACGGUCAGUUCCCAUGUCCUUCGAUGAGAUCAACUCCCUAGAAAUCUUUCCCGCUUUGGAAGUGCCCGCUCCAGCUGUUCAAGGCUUGGCUCCACCAGUGCUGGAGUGCAUGGAAAAAGACCACGUGGAGCCGGAUCACGUGUUGAUUGUCCAGCAGGUGCUUCAAGAACUCCGAGAGUACCAUGGGGCCCGGCAGAGGGCUCGCUUGUCGGUCAGCCCCAGAGGGACCCAUUCGAACCUCACCUGGUUUGAGUUCCUGUCUGAGAGUGAGGACAGCGUGGGGAAGACGGAGAGAAGUGACAGGGGCACCAGGGUGAAGCGCAGACUGAGCUCUCUCCGCUGUCGUGUCACCAGGCAGAAGGAGAAGGGCAAGAGCCCAGUGCUUCUGAAGGACAAGAGUCAGGAUGCUCGAGAGAGGAAGGAAUGUGUCAACGGGCACCAGCUGGCUCGAGGAACCGUCUUUGGCCACUCCAGCUGCCCCCUGUGUGGCAAACCUUUUCUGAGCUCUGCAUCCCUGAAGGAGCACCCAAGGGCCACCCUCCUGUCCGAUGGCAGCCCGGGCCUGUCCAGGAAUGUCGGCAUGACGGUCUUGCAGAAGGGGGGUCCACAGCCAGCACCCAGCCUGGCGGGAACAGGGUCGAGACUCGGACCAGUCACAGGAGAGAUGGAUGAAGCCGACUCUGCGUUUCUAAAAUUUAAGCAGGCAGCUGAUGACUCUGUUUCACUUACAUCUUCGAAUGCCGAGUCCAUUUUUGUAGAAGACCCCUACACUGCCUCGCUGAAGAGUGAGGUUGAAGCAGACGCCCACGAGUUCGAGGCCGAGUCCUGGAGCCUCUCGGUGGACCCAGCAUACAUGAAGAAACAGAAGAGGGAGGUGGUGAAGAGGCAGGAUGUGCUUUACGAGCUGAUGCAGACGGAGGCCCACCACGUGCGCACACUCAAGAUCAUGCUGAAAGUCUACUCCCGGGCCCUGCGCGAGGAGCUGCAGUUCAGCCCUAAGGCCGUCAGCCACCUCUUCCCUGGCGCGGACGACCUGCUGGAGCUGCACAGCCACUUCUUGUCUCGGCUGAAGGAGCGCCGCCAGGAGUCCCUGGAGGAGGGCAGUGACCGCAACUACAUCAUCCAGAAAAUCGGGGACCUCCUGGUACAGCAGUUUUCAGGUGAAAAUGGGGAGAGAAUGAAAGAAAAAUACGGUGUCUUUUGUAGUGGCCACAACGAAGCCGUCAAUCACUACAAGUUGCUGCUGCAACAAAACAAGAAAUUUCAAAACUUGAUCAAGAAAAUCGGCAACUUUUCCAUCGUGAGGCGGCUUGGCGUGCAGGAGUGUAUUCUUCUGGUCACCCAGCGCAUAACCAAGUACCCCGUGCUGGUGGAGCGCAUUAUUCAGAACACAGAAGCUGGCUCCGAGGAAAACAAAGACCUGACUCAGGCCCUGAACCUCAUCAGAGACAUCAUCUCACAAGUGGACGCCAGGGUCAGCGAGUGUGAGAAGGGCCAGCGCCUCAAGGAGAUCACGGGGAAGAUGGACCUGAAGUCAUCCAGCAAGCUCAAGAACGGGCUGACCUUCCGCAAGGAGGACAUGCUGCAGCGGCAGCUCCACCUGGAGGGCACGCUGUGCUGGAAGACCACGUCAGGGCGCCUGAAAGAUGUCCUUGCCGUCCUCUUGACGGACGUGCUUCUGCUGCUACAAGAAAAGGAUCAAAAAUACGUCUUUGCUUCUGUGGACUCCAAGCGCCCCGUCAUCUCGCUGCAAAAGCUUAUUGUGAGGGAAGUGGCCAACGAGGAGAAAGCCAUGUUUCUCAUCAGCGCCUCCCUGCACGGGCCUGAGAUGUACGAGAUUUACACCAGCUCCAAGGAGGAGAGGAACACGUGGAUGGCCCACAUCCGAAGGGCCGUGGAGAGCUGUCCGGACGAGGAGGAGGGGCCCUUCAGCGAGGCCCGCACCAUGAGGCUGAGGGAAUUCCAAGAGCAACUGAAUGUGAAAGACCAGCAGAUCGCACAGAGCCUCAGCGAGAAGCAACAGAUCUACCUGGAGAUGGCCGAGAUGAGUGGCCUCGAGGACCUUGCCCAGCCGCGGCUCCUCUUCCGGGGAGGAGACCCCCCUGGGAACCUGCAGGGGGAGCUGAUUCUCAAGUCAGCCAUGAGCGAGAUCGAGGACAUCCAGAGCCUGAUCUGCCGGCAGCUUGGCAGCGCGGAAGACGGGAGUGGCUGUGGGGUCCUGGCCCGGAGAGUGGAGAGCUCCGGGGGCCACGACAGCGCAGGCAACCCCGGCAAGAAUGGCAGUUAUCAGAAGAAAGUCUGCAGCAGUGACCCAGGUCCCCGAGACCCACAGGGCCCCGCGGGCAGCCCAGACUGGAAGCUCGGCGACACCCCAGGGGCCUCGGAGGAAGCGCCGCAGGCGGGAGAGGUGCCAGGUGCAGAGCCCGGGCCCCGGCUGCCUGCUGUCCUAGAGUCAGAGCUUGUCCAUCGGAUCCAGACGCUGUCCCAGCUGCUCCUCAGCCUCCAGGCCGUCAUUGCCCAGCAGGACAGCUACGUGGAGAUGCAGAGGGCCACCAUCCAGGAACGUGAGAAGCAGUUCCGGCUGCAGUCAACCCGAGGGAACCUGCUGCUGGAGCAGGAGCGGCAGCGCAACUUCGAGAAGCAACGGGAGGAGCUGGCGGGCGUGCAGAAGCUGCAGGGCCAGCUGCGCCUGGAGCAGCAGCGCUGGGAGCGCGAGCGGGAACACCAGCGCCGGGAGCUGGACCUGGCCUCGGCGCGCCUGCAGCAGCGCGAGAGCGAAUCGCAACAGCUGCAGGAGCGGCUGAGCCAGGAGCGCGAGGAGCUGGAGCGCCAGCGGGAGGCCUACCAGCAUGACCUGGAGCGGCUGCGCGAGGCCCAGCGCGCGGUGGAGCGGGAGCGCGAGCGGCUAGAGCUGCUGCGCAGGCUCAAGAAGCAGAACACGGUGCCUGGGGCGCUGCCGCCUGAGGCCCUGGCAGAGGCCCAGCCCCCAAGCCACACUCCCAGCUUCAACGGGGAAGGGCUGGAAGGGCCCGCGGCCCUAACCAAAGCGCCAGGACCCCGAGUGAGCACGCUGCUGUCUGGCGCUGGGCCAGAGUACCUGGAUCGCUCAGAGGUUGCCCGCAGGGAUAGUGCCCCGGCUGAGGGCCGGCCAGCCAAGAGUGAUGUGCCCAUCCAGCUGCUCAGUGCCACCAACCAGAUCCAGAGGCAGGCAGCCGUGCAGCAGCAGAUCCCCACCAAGCUGGCCGCCUCCACCAAGGGUGGCAAGGACAAGGGCAGCAAGAGCCGGGGCUCACAGCGCUGGGAGAGCUCAGCCUCUUUUGACCUGAAGCAGCCACUGCUUUUCAACAAGCUCAUGGGCAAAGAGGAGAACACGUCUCGGAACCGCCGCUCACUGAGUCCUGUCCUGCUCAGCUCCACACCCCCCUCAGACCCCUGCCUCCCAGCCCCAAACCCAGCCCCGGCUGACGUCCCCGCCGAGUACUUCUCUGUCAAGGCCUGGGGGGCAGCCUUCCCACCCGUGGCCCUGUCCUCCACACCACUGGACAAGGAAGAAGCCGGCAAGGAAGAUGUCAUUUUCUUCUAGAGGCUGUGGCUCAAGGUGCAGACCCCUCCCUGUGUUGUCGACCAUCGUGCUCUCUGGGGACCUGUGCCACUAUCCCUCUCCCCUUCCCAAACAGGCCUCUGCCGCCAACUACUGGGCUGGGGCUGGCCUGCCAUCUGUAGGAUUAGCAGUGGUGCCCAGGCAACUUUGAAAACCUAUUUUUUAAUACAAAAAGAAAAGGUUUUAAUUGAAGCUGAACCGGAGCUAACCCACAGAGCUGUAAUCGCAGCGCCCCCGUGCAGAGAGGAGAGACCAACACCAGACUGUCUUUCCAAGAUAGUGACCGAGUGUGGUGGUUCCACAAGGAGCACAGUGACAGGCCAGACCCUGACCUGAGGAGGUGCUGCCCCCCAGGUCAGGCACUACGGCCACUAGGAGACACUGGAGCAUGUCACUGUGGCACCAGACGGGGCCCGGUGAUGUUGGCUCUGUCUGUCCACAGAAUCAGGCAGAAUCGACUUCCAAAGCAGAGACUUGCGUGGGUUCGUGGUGAACUUCAAGGCCAGGAUGCGAGCCCAGGCAAGGGGCAGCACACAGCUCUCCCAAGGCAGGGCGGCUGGAGAGUCCAGCCAGUAGCUCGCUGGCUAGCUCUGCAGGCCCUGUAGAGGCAGACACUCGCUGUGAAAGGGGCUGAUCUGGAAGGGACUGACUGCAACUCAUUUUCAUCUUGUGAAGGUUUUCAAAACCUGCUAUUGUCACACUCGGUGCUUUCCCGAGGGGCCUUACCAAGGUGGCAUGGUUCCACGGGCCUCUUGGACACUGGGCACCAGGGAAGCCAAGUCUAGAGCUUCAGCCAGGGCAGCACACCCUCUGGAGGGUCCCAACCCCAGGUGGAGGGUGCUCAGUGCCUAUGAGAUAGGCCAGUUCUUCCAGGGUCACCAGGGGGUAGCCCCCAGGGCUGGUGUCCCAGGACAGGGGCAGAUGUUGUAACAACUCCAGCAGUGGGGUAGAACACUAGAGGGACCACAUGUGGCCUGGUUGGUGGCUGUUGCCAGUGAGCGCACAGAUGGCUGCCACGAGGGCACCUCAUGUCCAGUGGGUUGUCGAACCAUAUUGUCCACCCUACCCCACCCCACCCCAGGAGGGCAAGGGCUACCAGUCCAGCUGCUCAGCCAUGGGUGUCUGGAAUGGUGUCACAUGUCCAGGAACAGCCUGGUGUGGCAGUGGAGUCAGACCCGUGUUCUGCCCUGGCCAAAAGCAAGGCUGGGUGCCAGGGUGGGGAAGGGGCACCCCAAGUCCCUCAUGGGACUUGGAACCCAGUAUCUCUGGAAGCAUUGGUGGGAGGUCUGGGUCCUGGGCGACACAGCCAGCCGGUGACAGGGAGCUGACAGUGGUGCCCGGCCUCUCCCAAGCUGGGCUCUGCCUCCUCGGGAACCGCCCUGACCUCACCCUUGGCCACUGGCCUUUGGCCCCAGCAGAGAGCAAGGAGCAGCGCCCCGCCCUGUGUACGUCCGGACUAUCUGUGCCAUGUCUGUGAUCAGUGUUUGUGUUUUGUACUGAGACUGAGAUUCACUGGAGCACUUUAGAAAAGUUGACUUGACUUUAAGUUCCUGUCCCGUCAUGAAGAGGAGCUUCCGGGGCCAUGCACCUCCACCCACGGGCUCUGUGCAAACCCUCCAAGAUGACUCCCCGGGUGAUAAGCAGUUCAAGGCCACGGGGUGGGAGCCAUCUGAGGAGGUUUCUGGGUGGUGCCAGCAGCAGGGCGGCGCCCUGGGCACCUCACCAGGACCCAGAGGUCACUCGCGGGUAGAGCCCAGUCUUAUUUGUCAAGUUGGGGGCCGAUGUUCCUGUUUCUGGGGGAUCUGUGCACGUUUUUGUUCAUCGUGACUGUGAUCUUAGUCCGCCCACAAUUGUUUUUCCAGUGAUUGCAGCAUCUCCUCACUGCAGGGCAUUGCAGAACCGCCCUAGAACUUAAGACCUGACUCUAGCAAUAAAGUGUCCAAGAUGAGCAGACUGAA
Molecule: messenger RNA, 6632 nt
Organism: Phacochoerus africanus (Common warthog)
Lineage: Eukaryota; Metazoa; Chordata; Mammalia; Artiodactyla; Suidae
Gene: ARHGEF18
Product: Rho/Rac guanine nucleotide exchange factor 18
Exons: 30
Coding region: 613-4656 (1347 amino acids)
Biological process (GO): small GTPase-mediated signal transduction
Molecular function (GO): guanyl-nucleotide exchange factor activity
Source: RefSeq, a predicted model, not a curated record